Messenger RNA from Ochlerotatus camptorhynchus, 249 nucleotides. RefSeq lists its product as uncharacterized. The transcript has 2 exons. Bases 1 to 249 code for a protein of 82 amino acids. NCBI's taxonomy places the organism in Eukaryota, Metazoa, Arthropoda, Insecta, Diptera, Culicidae. The record is from RefSeq and is a predicted model, not a curated record.
AUGCACAACUUCAAUUUGAAAAGACAUGUGGUUGGUCAGCACCCUGAAGUGGCGGUCAAGAAUGGACUGUUGAACGAUAAUGAUGAGGUUGGCGAUUCGCCUCCGAAAAAGCUCCAGAAAAUCCUAGUAGAAAUGGACAACAAUCAAUACGUGACAAAUUUUCAGGAAAUCCAAGGAAAGUUGGUGUGCAUCAGAGCUGAUUUGGCGUCAAGGAAAGGGCGAUUAGUGCUUGGAAUAAAUCAGGCAUAA